Messenger RNA from Cyphellophora attinorum, 1587 nucleotides. RefSeq lists its product as uncharacterized. The transcript has 4 exons. NCBI's taxonomy places the organism in Eukaryota, Fungi, Ascomycota, Eurotiomycetes, Chaetothyriales, Cyphellophoraceae. Bases 1 to 1587 code for a protein of 528 amino acids. The record is from RefSeq and is a predicted model, not a curated record.
AUGGUCGACACUCUCCACCCUCCAUACUCUGUGAUCGCGACCUGGCCCAAGCCAAACUACAUUGACCCACAUACUCGAGGACCAGCUCUCGCGAACUUAUGCAUCGCGCUCAUUGUGAUAGGCGUACUUGUCGUCACAGCCAGAUUAUACACACGCCUGUUCCUCACUCGAGCAGCUGGGCUCGAUGAUGCCUGCAUCGUUAUUGCUUUGGCCUUCGGCAUUGCGCUGUCCGUGCUUGUCAUCAUAGGCAACAAAGUCUGGUGGUCCGGCCACCACAUCUGGGACAUUCCGAUAUCGAAAUUUGCAGACCAUCGCUUCAAUAUCUGGUGCGCUGAGUGGUGCUACGUAAUUUCGACUUCGUGCACAAAGAUAUCAGUGCUCUUGUUCUACCGGCGGAUAUCGAUCAAAUUCAGCAAAGCGUUCAUCAUCGCAACAUGGGCCGGCAUCGUCUAUAACAUCCUGUAUAUGAUCGCCUUCGCACUGGUGCUACUAUUGCUAUGUUCGCCAAUUAGUGCCUACUGGAACUCCUUCAAUGUCAUCUGGGUGAUGACACACCCCAACUUCAAAUGCGGCGCGGAGAACAUUGAACUGCCUCUAUCUGGAGUCUUCUCUGUCAUCGGAGACUUCUACAGCGCACUACUGCCUAUACUGGUGAUCUUCAAUCUCAAUCUAUCACGGCGACAGAAAUGGAGCUUAUACGCGUUGUUCUCCUUGGCAUUCCUGAUUGUGGCUGCGGGCAUCGCGCGUACCGUACUCAUGUGGCAGAUGAUGAACGAGAUCUAUGAUUUUACUUGGGUGCUGUGGGAAAUGUGGAUCUGGGGAGUGGUCGAGCUCUACGUCGCCAUUCUGGCAGCGAGCGCGCCCGCAUUGAAACCAUUUCUACGGAUAUUUCUCGUCAAUCCACUGAAGAGCUUCGCAGCCGCAACCACCUCAAGACGUGAGAAGCGCGGCUUUCGGUCCGAAAAGUCUCGACAGAACCCGGAUGGAUCAAAGGCGCAGAUUUAUGCCUCGAAAAAGGGCAGCUUGUACCAAAGUCAAAAGGGUUCUACGAAAAGCCGUGUUUCGGUGCGGGAAAGCGCGCUCAUGGAGGACCUCGAAGAACUUGGGAUUGCCCACGGAGGCAGGGACAUGCUCGCCUCAUGGGACGAGUACAUUGGCAAAGAGAUUGAUAAUGACGAACUCGACACCAAGCGCUACCAACUCCAGCAGAACAAGCACGGCAAGGUGGCGAUGGCGCAAGUUUGGCAUUCGUCAUCACGGGCUUCCUCACGGCCUACAACGGCCAGGAGCGUCACAGACCAUCCUCAGGGAUUCUGGAACUCGAGUAACACGCCAGACGCCGCCUCGGACGUAUACGUGGGACAUGGGGGAUGGGACAUGGGUGCGGAACUUCUCGUUGCCAGUGUCAUCGUGUACGCCGCCGGCUACGCCGACGAGGUCGAAGUCGUUUGCGGCUUCGAGAGCUACUUCGGUGAAGUCGAAGAAGAAUUUCGCUGUGGCGGCAUUGAGCUCGAUGCCAUAGUGCUGUCUGCUCUUGUUGGCAACGAGAACGUCGAAAGGAUGAGGGCGUUGAUUGGGGGCUGCUAG